CACGUGACUUGCAGCAAUCAACCAGUCGUAAACAUUAGCCAGGUGUUUUCAAUUAGCACUCUGGCUCUACCUAACGGCACAUCGUCUGCAGUACAAGGUUCAGCGGCCAGCUGUCUCAUUUGUCUGGCUUCUCCCAGCUUCAACCACCAGUUCAGCACAGAGGCAACCACAACCAGGAUUAUUUCCAGGAUCAUUCGGGAGAGCCGUGCCAGUCUUUUUUGGCGUUGUGGAGCUCUCUGAGCAGCAAUGGAUUAUGCCAUGAAGUCUCUCAGCCUCUUGACCCCAGCUACCUUCUCCAAAUGUGUGACUGCUAGCAUGUCAGCCAGUGCAUCCAUGACACAUCAGCUUCUGUCCGGCCGAGCAUCUCGACCAAAGCCUUUCCGUGUGACUAAUGCUGACCGCAGCUUGAAGAAGGGCAUCAUGGCUGAUGCGCUAGACGACCUCAUCAACAAGGUGAGCGACUCAUUAAAUGUGCUGUGUGCCAGUGGACUGGUGCUGGAUGAAGAUGGAACAUGCGUGGACACACAGGAGUUCUUCCUGACGCUGCCGGAAAACACGGUCCUCAUGGUGCUGGAGAAGGGACAGAAGUGGACCCCAUUUCAGAACAGCCCGUCCAGAGACGAGCUCAGCAAGUGCAGGUUGAGGCCUCGGACUGAUGUGGCCAAGCUGACCUUUGACCUCUACAAGAACAACCCCAACGAUUUCAUUGGCUGUUUGAAUGUCAAAGCGACACUGUACGGUGUUUACUCGGUCUCCUAUGACCUGCGCUGUUAUGCCGCCAAAAGGAUGUUGAAGGAGGCUUUGCGGUGGACCAUCUUCUCCAUGCAGGCCACCGGCCACAUCCUGCUGGGUUCCUCCUGGUACAUCGAGCAGCUUCUGGAGGACUGUGAGGGGAGAGUAGAGAAGAGGUUGGUCCUGCCUCGGGAAGGCAGAAUCGGGCAGCUGCAGAGCUUGCUGCUGGGUCGAGCCGCCUACUGAGUUUGAACUCUGCAUGUCAGCUUUCCCUGCCAGAGCAUCUGACACUGUACGAGCGUCUUAUCUCAGACACUUUCCUAUAGCUGAAGAAGCAGCAGCAGCUGCAACAAUAUGAAUCUUGUUGGAUGUCAAAUGUCAUCCUGUGUGGAGAGUCAAUAAAACUUAGCACUUUUAAUGUAAACCCCUAUGUGUGUGGCCGAGUGGUCCAGCUGGCUCUCCGGUGCUUUCACUGUCCUGUGGAGGAGCACCAAAGUAAACAUUACAUUAGCGGCCCAAGUGCCAAUUUGACCAUCUAGUCAAAAAAAAUGCUGCACAAAUGUGACUCAGAAGUCGGUGUACUCCUUUUUAAUGUGUGUUCUGUAAUGCUGAUGUAAGAUGAUGGAAUAAAUGGCUGAUCUUA
Doryrhamphus excisus (bluestripe pipefish) is the source of this 1375-nucleotide messenger RNA. RefSeq names its product cell death inducing DFFA like effector c (gene cidec). Lineage: Eukaryota; Metazoa; Chordata; Actinopteri; Syngnathiformes; Syngnathidae. Gene Ontology annotation, biological process: regulation of apoptotic process; apoptotic process. The record is from RefSeq and is a predicted model, not a curated record.